Messenger RNA from Trichoplusia ni (cabbage looper), 1818 nucleotides. RefSeq lists its product as uncharacterized. The coding region runs from base 31 to 1818 and encodes 595 amino acids. The record is from RefSeq and is a predicted model, not a curated record. The transcript has 10 exons. NCBI's taxonomy places the organism in Eukaryota, Metazoa, Arthropoda, Insecta, Lepidoptera, Noctuidae. Gene Ontology annotation, biological process: proteolysis. Gene Ontology annotation, molecular function: serine-type endopeptidase activity.
GGAUACAACUACAAGUUCAUAACCUGUAAAAUGAAGUUCGCUCUGGCUUUAUUGGCUCUGACCGCGGUCACAUCCGCGAGGAACAUCAACUUCGAAGAUGUCAUCGAUCUCGAGGACAACACUGCGUACGGUUACUUAACUAAAAUCGGUCAGCCUUCUUUGGAAAGGAUACGUAAAGCUGAGGAGGAGGAAGAUGUUCAAUCCAGAAUCGUCGGUGGUUCUGCAUCAUCGCUAGGACAGUUUCCUUACCAGGCUGGACUUCUCGCCAGCUUCGGAGGCGGCCAGGGCGUCUGUGGUGGUUCUUUGCUCAACAACAGGCGUGUUCUCACCGCCGCCCAUUGCUGGUUUGAUGGCCAAAAUCAGGCUUCAGCGUUCACAGUGGUCCUUGGAUCCGUCCGUCUGUUCUCUGGUGGCACCAGGCUGGCUACUAGUAGCGUAGUCAUGCACGGAAGCUGGAACCCGAAUCUUAUUCGCAACGACAUUGCAAUUAUCAACUUGCCGAGCAACGUAGGCUUUAACAAUAACAUUCGUCCUAUUGCUCUGCCAUCUGGUUCCCAGCUAAACGAGAACUUCGCUGGUAGCACUGCCACUGCAUCUGGAUUUGGUCUUACCAGCGACGGCGGUAGUAUUUCUAGCAACCAGUUCCUGAGCCACGUUCAGGUUCAAGUGAUCACCAACAAUGUGUGCCGCAACUCUUUCCCUCUGAUUAUCCAGUCUUCCAACAUUUGCAUUAGCGGCGCCAACGGCAGAAGCACUUGCCAAGGUGACUCCGGUGGCCCCCUCGUUAUUACUAGAAACAACGCGCCCCUUUUGAUUGGUGUCACUUCCUUCGGAUCUGCCCGUGGAUGCCAGAUUGGUUCCCCUGCUGCCUUCGCAAGAGUCACCUCAUUCGUCUCCUGGAUCAACAGCCGCCUUUUCAGUAUCUGUAAAAUGAAAUUGGCUCUGGCUUUAUUGGCUCUGACUGCGGUCACAUCCGCGAGGAACAUCAACCUCGAAGAUGUCAUCGAUCUCGAAGACAUCACUGCGUACGGUUACUUGACUAAAAUCGGUCAGCCGUUAUUGGAAAGGAUUCGUAAAGCAGAGGAGGAGGAAGAUGUUCAGUCCAGAAUCGUCGGUGGUUCGACAUCAUCCCUAGGACAGUUCCCUUACCAGGCUGGACUUGUGAUCACCUUAGCAUCUGGUCAGGCUGUGUGUGGUGGUUCUUUGCUCAACAACAGGCGUGUGCUUACCGCCGCCCAUUGCUGGUUUGAUGGACGGAACCAGGCCAGACAAUUCACAGUUGUACUUGGAUCCGUCCGCCUGUUCUCUGGUGGCACUAGGCAGACUACUAGUAACGUGGUCAUGCACGGAAGCUGGAACCCCAAUCUCGCUCGCAACGACAUUGCCCUUAUCAACUUGCCGAGCAAUGUAGGCUUUAACAAUAACAUUCGUCCUAUUGCUCUGCCUUCAGGUUCUCAGCUUAAUGAGAACUUUGCCGGAACCAAUGCCGUUGCAUCUGGAUUUGGUUUAACCAGAGACGGUGGCAGCAUUUCCAGCAACCAAGCCCUGAGCCACGUCACACUUCCAGUGAUCACCAACAACGUGUGCCGCAACUCUUUCCCUCUAAUUAUUCAGUCUUCCAAUAUUUGCACCAGCGGCGCCAACGGCAGGAGCACUUGCAGCGGUGACUCUGGUGGUCCCCUCGUUAUUACCAGAAACAACAAUCCUCUUUUGAUUGGUGUGACUUCCUUCGGAUCUGACCGUGGUUGUCAGGUUGGUUCCCCUGCCGCCUAUGCUAGAGUUACCUCGUUCGUCUCCUGGAUCAACAGCCGCCUUUGA